Messenger RNA from Megachile rotundata (alfalfa leafcutting bee), 1828 nucleotides. RefSeq names its product Cytosolic non-specific dipeptidase 2 (gene Cndp2). The record is from RefSeq and is a predicted model, not a curated record. Gene Ontology annotation, biological process: proteolysis. NCBI's taxonomy places the organism in Eukaryota, Metazoa, Arthropoda, Insecta, Hymenoptera, Megachilidae. Gene Ontology annotation, molecular function: metallodipeptidase activity.
AAUAUCUUGCUUAUCAAACUGAAAAAAUGUCUAUAUAUUUACAUGAAUACAUGUAUAUACUGAUAAGAUUGUCGUGUUAUGACUAAUAACCAGUUAGUGAUAGGAUUCUGCAUUUAUAUAGCGCUUUUAUUUCAGAAAGUGUCGUCGAUCUGUCGCGGAACUCAUUUUAGCAUUGAUCUAAUUAACAUUUAAUAAUAAACAGAAAAAUGGCUUCAGAACUUCCAUCUACACUAAAAAACUUAUUCAGUUACAUUGAUGAUCAUAAAAGAGAGUACAUAAAUAAUUUAAGUGAAGCAGUUGCUAUCAAAUCGGUCUCAGCAUGGCCAGAUCAUAGGAAUGAAAUAACUAAAAUGGUAAAAUGGGUAGAAAUCAGAUUGAAGAACCUUGGUGCUACUACAGAAUUAGCAGAUGCAGGAAUGCAAACUCUUCCUGAUGGAACUCAAAUUCCUUUGCCACCUAUUUUAUUAGGAACACUUGGCUCUGAUCCAAAGAAAAAAACUAUCCUUAUAUAUGGACAUUUAGAUGUUCAACCUGCAUUAAAAUCAGAUGGGUGGGACACAGAACCAUUUACUCUUGUAGAAAAAGAUGGAAAAUUAUUUGGUCGUGGAAGUACAGACGAUAAAGGUCCAGUAUUAUGUUGGAUACAUGCAUUACAAGCUUAUAAAGCUAUUGGCGCUGAUAUUCCUGUUAACCUUAAGUUUGUUUUCGAGGGUAUGGAAGAAAGUGGCAGUGAAGGUUUAGAUGAACUUCUUUGGGCACGUAAAGAUACAUUUUUACAAGGAGUUGAUUAUGUGUGCAUAUCUGACAACUAUUGGUUGGGCACCACAAAACCCUGUAUUACAUAUGGUUUAAGAGGUAUCUGUUACUUCAAUGUGGAAGUAACUUGUGCUGUAAAAGAUCUUCAUAGUGGUACAUUUGGUGGAACUGUACAUGAAGCAAUGGCAGACUUGGUUUACUUAUUAAAUACAUUGGUUGAUGUAAAUGGAAAAAUUUUAAUAGAUUCCAUUUAUGAAAAUGUUGCUAAACUUACAGAUCAAGAAUUAGAAAGUUAUAAAAAAAUAGACUUUGAUGUGACUGAAUUUAAACAGUCUAUUGGAACUAACAGAUUGGCUCAUAAUGAAGACAAAAUUCAACUUUUAAUGCAUCGGUGGAGACAGCCUAGUUUAUCCAUCCAUGGAAUUGAAGGUGCUUUUAGUGAUCCAGGUGCAAAGACUGUUAUUCCAAAGAAAGUUAUUGGUAAAUUUUCAAUUAGAAUAGUACCAAAUAUGACGCCUGAUGAAACUGUAGAAAAAGUAAAAACAUACUUAAACAAGAAGUGGGCUGUUAGAGGAAGUCCAAAUACAAUGAACGUCAUUAUGGGUCACAGCGGUAAAAGCUGGACUGAAAACCCUGAUCAUCCCCAUUAUUUGGCUGGUCGUAAAGCUACUAAACAUGUAUAUAAAGUAGAACCUGAUUUAUCACGCGAAGGUGGAUCAAUUCCAGUUACUUUAACAUUUCAAGAAGUGACAGGUAAAAAUGUACUGCUUUUACCAGUCGGUGCCGGUGAUGACGGAGCACAUUCUCAAAAUGAGAAAUUAAAUGUUCGUAACUAUAUUGAGGGAACCAAAUUGCUUGGAGCUUAUUUGUACGAGGUAGCUCAACUUUGUUAACAAGUUCAUGUGAUAAAUAUCUGUGUAAUCAAAAUGCUAUUGCAAAAAGUUAUUUUGCUUCGUAUAAUAUAUAAUGUUCAAGUAUAAUUGCAAGGUGUAGGGCCAGGUAAUAAAAAUGUUAUUUUAUAUUGUAAAUGUACUUUUUUUAAGUAAAUAUAAAACAUAUUUUUAAUAAACGA